Molecule: messenger RNA, 11912 nt
Organism: Pristis pectinata (smalltooth sawfish)
Lineage: Eukaryota; Metazoa; Chordata; Chondrichthyes; Rhinopristiformes; Pristidae
Gene: tanc2a
Product: tetratricopeptide repeat, ankyrin repeat and coiled-coil containing 2a
Exons: 29
Coding region: 561-6815 (2084 amino acids)
Biological process (GO): regulation of dendritic spine morphogenesis
Cellular component (GO): dendritic spine
Molecular function (GO): protein binding
Source: RefSeq, a predicted model, not a curated record
GUGCCUGAGGUGGGAGCGCGGUUGCCGCGGUGAGUCCGCCUGCUCUCGCCGAGGUGUCUGUUGCUGUCGGGGUCCAGCGGAGCGAGGGCUCGGGUCUGACGGCCAAACGCUGACGAGGAAAAUUACACCUUUUUCUGUGUUUUUGAUGGUCUUGUUUUGUCAGAGAGCGACGGAAUUAUUUUUUUGUUUUUAAAAAGUCGGUACCGAAAUCUGAGGCGAGGUUUGGAUAGUGGACGCUGCCCGGGGAUGGCAGGGUCGAGAGCCGGGAAUGGCGGCCUGCUCCUCGGCCGCCAGUGAAGGAGGCUUCCUCCGGCGCCGCCGACACACGGCGAGACCGGCGCAGUCCGCCUGAGGGUAAAACAAAUGACAAAGACGUGGAUUAAUCCUUUGGGACCGAACUGUAAUUUGAUUGAAGACCGCAUGAGAGGCUUUCGUAACAGCAGCAGAUGCCACCUGCUGAUCAUUUGUAAAGAUUGAUGGCGUAUUUGUGCUUAGUUUUGAUUCCUGAUACACUUAUCACAAAUUUGGAGUGAAUAUUGACGAGCCCUGCAGAUGAAGAUAUGUUCCGUAACAGCCUAAAGAUGCUCCUCAGUGGUGGGAAGUCCAACCGCAAGAGCAGAUCAAGCGACAGUGGGAACGAGGAACAAUCAGAUCGGAGGCAGACAAACAUAGAUUCUCGUCAGAACCGGUUUGGACAAGGUGUGUCCAGUACAGAGAACGACUGUGCUUUUGAACCAGAUUACGCCGUCCCGUCUCUCCCAGUUUCGGAAGGAAUGCAGCAUAUUCGGAUAAUGGAAGGAAUGUCCCGCUCCCUCCCCUCUUCUCCACUGCUCACGCACCAAUCUAUCAGUGUCCGUCUUCAACCUGUAAAGAAAAUAACAGCCCCCCUGAGGAAGGCGAAGUUUGUGGAAAGCCCUCGAGUCCCAGAGUCGGAGCUCAGCUCCCCAACCAGAACCACAGCCAAGAAGCCAGACUUGGAUGCUUUCUGCCCUGGUGACUCAGAACAGGAACUCGGACCCCCACCCUCUGUGGAUGAGGCUGCAAAUACACUAAUGACACGCCUAGGCUUUCUGCUGGGAGAUAAAGCCUCAGAAGUACAAACAAGCACAGAAUACAGUAUGGAGGAGCAGGAUGAAAAUCAGACAUCUGCAGAGACUCAGCGAAUCAGCCCCUGCUCCACUCUGACCAGCAGUACUGCAUCCCCACCUGCUAACAGUCCCUGUUCUACACUACCACCAGUUAGUACUUCUGCAACUGUUAAGGAUUGCUCUUAUGGAACUGUCACCAGCCCAACAUCCACACUGGAGAGCAGGGACAGUGGUAUUAUUGCAACUUUGACAAGUUAUUCAGAAAAUGUGGACCGAUCCAAAUAUGGCGGGGAAAGUAGUAAGGAAUCAAGUUCCAGAGCAAACGUUAAACCUUGGCAUGGUCAGAAAUCUGCCAUGGACUCCUGUUUGUAUCGAGUGGAUGAAAAUAUAUCUGGCUCCACAUUCAGCUUGAAUAAAUUCCCGGAAAGAAACUUGGAGACUGUCUCAUCUCAAUCUGUUCACUCGAUACCUCUCUACCUAAUGCCUCGACCAAAUUCUGUAGCAGCUACAAGCUCUGCCCAUCUGGAGGACUUAGCUUAUCUGGAUGAACAGCGCCAUACACCAUUGAGGACAUCUCUGAGAAUGCCAAGGCAGCAUGUAACAGGAGGUCGAACCCCACAGGACCUUCGAGCCUCCACUAAUGCCCAUGCUUGGCACACUCACUCACUACGCUUUGCACCAUACAGACCUCCAGACAUCUCCUUGAAACCACUUUUGUUUGAAGUCCCCAGCAUCACCACAGAUUCGGUGUUCAUUGGGCGCGAUUGGCUCUUCCAUGAGAUUGAUGCACAGUUAAAAUGUGGUAAUCCCAGUGUGAACAGAGGAGUAGUGAUCAUUGGGAAUAUUGGAUUCGGGAAAACAGCCAUCAUCUCAAGACUGGUUGCCCUCAGCUGCCAUGGAUCUCGCAUGAGACAGAUUGCAUCUGAUAGUCCACAUGCAUCACCAAAGCAUGUGGAAAGUAACAGAGAUCUACCACUUACCCAGCCAUCUCAAGGACACCCGUCCAUUUCCAGUGGGAGCUGCCCAAGCACACCUGAACUCCGUCGACGUCAGGAGGAAGCUAUGAAAAGAUUGGCCACUCAGGUGGUGGCCUACCAUUACUGCCAAGCAGACAAUGCCUACACCUGCUUAGUUCCAGAGUUUGUACACAAUGUGGCAGCCCUCCUUUGCCGCUCACCCCAACUUGUUGCCUAUAGGGAGCAGCUCCUUCGAGAACCACAUUUACAGAGUAUGCUCAGUUUGCGAUCUUGUGUUCAAGAUCCUAUGGCAUCAUUUAGAAGAGGAGUCCUGGAACCACUUGACAAUUUGCAUAAAGAACGAAAGAUUGCAGAUGAAGAUUACAUCGUGUUAAUUGAUGGGCUGAAUGAAGCAGAGUUUCACAAACCAGAUUAUGGGGACACAAUUGUAUCAUUUCUCACUAAAAUGAUUGGAAAAUUCCCAUCAUGGCUGAAGUUGAUAGUGACAGUUCGCACAACUCUGAAGGAAGUGGCCAAACUUCUUCCAUUCCAUAAGAUAUAUCUGGACAAACUGGAUGUGAAUGAGGCAAUAGAUCAGGAUUUACAGGCCUAUAUUCUUCAUCGAAUUCACAGCAGCCCUGAAAUCCAGAAUAACAUCUCCCUCAAUGGCAAAAUGGACAACGCAACCUUUGGUAAACUCAGUACUCAUCUCAAAGCUUUGAGCCAAGGAUCGUAUCUCUACUUAAAACUGACUUUUGACUUGAUUGAGAAAGGAUACUUGGUGCUUAAGAGUUCAAGCUAUAAAGUAGUACCUGUUUCCCUUGCUGAGGUCUAUCUCUUGCAGUGUAACAUGAAGUUCCCUACACAGUCCUCCUUUGAACGUGUGCUACCACUUCUGAAUGUAGCUGUGGCAUCCUUGCAUCCAAUGACAGAUGACCAGCUUUACCAGGCAAUCAAUGCAGGGAAUAUUGAUGGUAGCCUUGAAUGGGAAGACUUUCAACAGAGAAUGGACAACCUUUCUAUGUUUCUGAUAAAACGGAGGGAUAUGACACGGAUGUUUGUUCAUCCAUCCUUUCGAGAAUGGCUAAUAUGGAGAGAGGAUGGAGAGAAGACAAAGUUCCUCUGUGAUCCCAGGAGUGGUCACACGUUGCUGGCAUUUUGGUUCUCUCGUCAAGAAGGCAAACUGAACCGUCAACAGACCAUUGAGCUGGGACACCACAUUCUUAAAGCUCAUAUUUUCAAGGGUCUGAGCAAAAAGGUUGGAGUUUCAUCCUCAAUUCUGCAAGGAUUGUGGAUAUCUUACAGUACAGAAGGAUUGUCCACAGCAUUAGCAUCUUUACGCAAUUUAUACACUCCAAACAUUAAGGUCAGUCGCUUGCUUAUUUUGGGUGGUGCCAAUGUGAAUUACCGGACUGAAGUGUUGAACAACGCCCCGAUACUCUGCGUUCAGGCCCACCUUGGUAACUCGGACAUGGUUGCACUCCUGCUAGAGUUUGGAGCAAAUGUGGAUGCCUGCUCAGAGAGCGGACUGACUCCUUUGGGAUAUGCAGCAGCUUCUGGGCACCUCACUGUUGUUCAUCUACUGUCCAAAAAGCGUGCAAAGGUGGACCACUUGGAUAAGAAUGGGCAGUGCGCUUUGGUCCACGCAGCACUGCGUGGCCACUUGGAAAUUGUUAAAUUUCUGAUCCAGGCUGACUGGACACUGGCAGGGCAACAGCAGGGCGUGUUUAAAAAGAGCCAUGCAGUUCAACAGGCGCUUAUAGCUGCAGCAAGCAUGGGAUAUACUGAGAUUGUCUCAUAUCUACUGGAUCUGCCAGAAAAGGAUGAAGAAGAAGUGGAACGAGCUCAGAUUAACAGUUUUGAUACUCUUUGGGGAGAAACAGCACUGACAGCUGCAGCUGGAAGAGGAAAGCUUGAAGUAUGCAGACUGCUUUUGGAACAAGGAGCAGCGGUGUCACAGUCUAACAGACGAGGGAUUGUCCCACUGUUCAGUGCAGUGAGACAAGGACACUGGCAGAUAGUGGAUUUGCUGCUAACUCACGGUGCGGAUUCAAAUAUGGCAGAUAAACAGGGUAGAACCCCUCUAAUGAUGGCGGCAUCAGAGGGACACCUCGACACAGUGGAAUUCUUACUUGCUCAAGGAGCAGCACUUUCACUAAUGGAUAAGGAGGGAUUGACUGCCCUCAGCUGGGCAUGUCUGAAGGGUCACCUGCCUGUAGUUCAGUCCUUAGUAGAGAGAGGUGCUGCAACAGAUCAUGCAGAUAAAAAUGGACGGACGCCUCUGGAUCUUGCAGCUUUUUAUGGUGAUGCAGAUGUUGUGCAGUACCUUGUGGACCAUGGAGCAAUGAUUGAACAUGUGGACUACAGCGGUAUGAGACCUUUGGACAGAGCAGUGGGGUGCCGCAAUACAGCAGUGGUGGUCACCCUUCUGAAGAAAGGAGCCAAGAUAGGUCCAGCGACGUGGGCAAUGGCCACCUCAAAACCGGACAUCAUGAUCAUCCUCUUGAGCAAGCUGAUGGAAGAAGGAGACAUGUUUUACAAGAAAGGAAAAGUGAAGGAAGCAGCACAACGAUACCAAUACGCAUUGAAGAAGUUCCCACGAGAAGGAUUUGGAGAAGAUUUAAAAACGUUUCGGGAGUUGAAAGUGUCCCUAUUCCUGAACCUCUCACGAUGUCGGAGAAAAAUGAAUGAUUUUGGAAUGGCAGAGGAGUUUGCAACCAAAGCACUGGAGCUGAAACCCAAGGCAUAUGAAGCAUAUUAUGCCAGAGCUAGAGCAAAGCGAAGCAGCAGGCAGUUUCCAGCUGCCCUGGAAGAUUUGCAUGAGGCUGUGAAGCUUUGCCCGAAUAACCGUGAGAUACAACGCUUGUUGAUACGGGUAGAAGAGGAAUUCAGGCAGUUGCAAUAUGGUCAGCAGUUGCAAUAUGGCCAACAGCAGCAGCAGCAGCAGCCACCACAACAACAGCAACAGACUCAACAAGAAGACGUAGACUCAAUGCAUGAAUUAUAUGAUGAGGAAUAUUUGGAGCAGGAGUUGGACAAUGUCUCUGUUGGCUUACAGACAGAACCAAGACCUAGCCAAGGGCUGCCUGUUAUCCAGAGUCCACCACCUUCCCCUGCCCACCGUGAGCCCACCUACAGAUCCAGCUCGCCUCUCAACUCCCACCAAGUUUUUGACUACAGACCAAACCCUUCAAUCUCCUCCCCAACUCGGCAGGGAUACCAGUCCACGUCACCGUCAGUUUCUCCUACUCACCAGAAUUCUCAUUAUCGGCCGAGUCCUCCGCCCACCUCCCCUGCUCAUCAGGGCUCUUCGUACCGCUUUAGCCCACCCCCUGUGAGUGGCCCAAGCAAAGAGUAUCAGUCAAGUCCCCCUCCUUCUCCACUGCGUAGAGCCCCGCAGUACAGAGCCAGUCCUCCUGCAGAUAGUAUGAGUGUAUACAGGUCUCAGUCUGGCUCCCCUGUCCGUUAUCAGCAAGAAUCCACCAUAGGUCAGCUUCCUGGUAGGCCAAAGUCUCCUUUGUCCAAAAUGGCCCAAAGACCCUACCAAUUAUCUCAACCUCCAUCAGGGCUACCCCAGCAAGGCCUUAGGUUACAACCAGCCAAGGCUCAAAUUGUACGCACCAACCAGCCCAGCUCUGCGGUACAUUCUAGUGCUGUUAUACUUGGUGGAUCCUAUAACCAAGGACCUCACUCCAUGAGCACCAAGCAUCAGUCUUCAGUUGAUAUGGCUCCUACUCAGAGUCGCUUGGUUUAUCAGCCUGUAAUGGGUGGAGUGGUAGCAGACAGCAGACCUGUCCAACAUGUGCAGGCGAGUCUGAGUGCAGGUGCAAUAAGCAAUGUUUGUCAGCAUCCUGGAACAGUGAUGACUAAAGAGGAUCACAGCCAAAGACCUUCUUCAGCCUUUCGAGGAGGAAUGAGGUAUGGCCAGACCCCUCAGAUUGGGCGCAGUCAGUCUGCAUCAUAUUAUCCUGUUUCCCAUUCCAAGCAUGAAUUGGAAAGGUCUUCUGUUCCAUCCAGCCAGAUUUCAUCUCCAGAUGUAUCUCACAUGAUCAGGAGGGCACUCACCGUGAAUCCUCCGGAAAUUAAACCUCACCCACCAACUCCUCGACCACUGCUCCAUUCUCAAAGCACUGGCCUUCGUUUCUCCCCCUCUAACAAUAGCCUUUCUUCUAGCUCCAAUGUGUCUUCAUUUCGACCUUCUGCUUCCAUCCAACAGAUGGAGAUUCCACUCAAACCCUCCUACGAAAGCCGAUCCAAUGAAGAACAAUCUCCCAUCUCUCCAACACAGGGUUACCCUGGAGACUCUGGUCGUUCAAGGACCACACCUUUCAUGGGGAUCAUAGAUAAAACUGCUCGGACACAGCAAUACACCCACAUGCACCAGCAGAGCCGAACGUGGGCUGUGUCCUCUGUCGACACUGUCAUCACCAGCCCCACCUCCUCUGGAGGGAUGUCCCCUCAAUCUGCCUCCUAUAGUCCACCCCCAGUUAGUAAUAUUGCUUUUUUCAAUAAGACUAACAAUGCCCAGAAUGGCCACCUGCUAGAGGAGGACAUGUGUAUCCCCCAUGGGAAGCUGACCAAUGGAUCCCGGGCAGAGAUCUUGGAGAGAGUUAGUCAGGCUCCCUCAUAUCCAGAUGUAAAGGUGGCGAGAACGCUGCCUGUUGCACAGGCAUAUCAGGACAGCAUCUAUCGGCAGCUUUCCAGAGACUCACGACAAGGGCCAACGUCACCUUUAAAACCAAAGAGACCAUUCGUAGAGUCAAAUGUAUAAAGGCAAUCCUUUAGAUUCUAAAUCCCAUGUUGUGAGCAGGUCUGCUAUUAAACUUCUUGCACAUGUAGCCACACAGUGCACUGUACAAUGAAGCUGCUUCCACUUGCAUUUGAAAUAAGCCAGAGAAAAGAAUUGUAGUGGGUUUAGUUUUAUUUCGUUACUAAAUUAUGUGUAGUUUCUAACUUUUCUAACAAUUGUACAGAAGUUUAAAUGUUGGGGAAAGAAACCUGAAAUGAAAAUCAAAGUAUGAAUGGUUAAGUGACGAAUGUUAGACUAAUCCAUUAUCAGGUCAGUUCGCAUUUUUACUUUACAUAGGUAUGGUUAAAAAUGUACAAUGAGCAAUUUUAUUUAGCUUUUUAAGGAAGUCGGACACAUAACUUACAAUAAGGUGCAGAUAAUGACAUUUAUUUUCAAAGACAAUGCUGUGAUUUGUACAACUUGUAAUCAGUUUACUAUGAUUUAUACAUGAUGGGUGCAUUACACAGAACUGUCGGUAUGUUUCCAAAACCUCAACCGAUCUGCAUUUAAUUUCAAAAUCAAUUCUCUGCACUAGCAUGGGAUUAGAAAUAUUUUACCUUCAGAGAUAAACAGUAAGUGUUUGUUUUAGCUGCAAGGUUAUUCUGUUUAAUACUGUAAAUGUUGUAUGAAGUUUUGCUCUCUACAGACCUGUAGUUAAUAAUAUUUAAGAAUAUUUUAAGUUAAGUCAACUUGUAUAGGGUUACAUUUUUCUAAACUUUAUUUUAAACCAGGUGCAACAAUUGCUGAAUUGGUGUGAAUAUAAGGGGACAUUCCCAAACUGUAGAGCUGACUUUCCCUGGCAUUCUCCUGCUCCUUCACUGUUUCUUUGGCAGAAAGGCUGUGGGAACCCAGAAGAAAGGAAUAGACACCACGUUUCUGGUGUUCUCAGGGCUAUUCGCCUGGAUGAGUGAGAGAGGCCUCUACUCCUAAGCGACUACAUCUGCUUUGAUUCUUUCCAUAUUUUACUGGCCAACUUCUCCACCUCUUGCAUUGUGAAGGCCAUCUCACUUAUAAAGUAAAGCACUCAUUCUUGUUGAAGUUUUUUUACAUUGCCAGCAGUGGAACACUUCCAGAAUGGACACUUGUUCCCUCUCCAACAACAAAUGCAAAAAGUUUCCUUAACAUUCUAUUCUACAAAUUGCAAAAGUGAAUCUGAGAAAUGUUCAAUAAUUCUUGGCAGUAGGUAUUCCCAAAAACCUGGAAUAAAAAAAUGGAAUUUUGUUAUAAUUUCUGAUGGUGCUGACAUGUGCCAUCCUCAAAGGAGUAAUUCAAAAAUGCACCAAAGCCUUUGUGAAGAAUUGAUCAAUUUGCCAACUGUAUGAUUUUAAUGCACCAUUGAAUAUAUUAAGCAGUAAUCCUCAGACAGAUUCAAUGGCAUGAACCAUAAACCUACCCACUUGCACUCUAAUUUUUUUCCUGCGCCAUGUCUGUUUCAGUUGUGCUACUUUUAAUCUUAGAUUUAGAAUUCUGUUACAGAAAUCUCACUGCACUAUCUGAUUGGGGCUGGAUGAAUACUGUAUGCAGAACUAGUCCCAUUUUGCCCCUUUGUUCAUGUUAUUUAAGAAGAUAAAAGGUUAACAUUAGGGGUAUAUAAAACUCAUUGUACAUAUAUUUAAGUUGGGUUAUUUGUCCCAAUUAACAUUCUUGAAUUUCUUCCCAACUUUAUUCCUAUUACUUUUGUUUUCAAAUAACUCUCCAUCUUUUUAAUUUUUAACUUUUUAAAUCCUUCUCUAUUCUUCUCAUAGAAUGAGUUGUACACAUCCUGAUUUGAAAAUUGAGCCACGUUUGUUAUGGAAUGAACUGGUAUCAAGUUCAUACCAUGGUUUCCUUGCUUCUCCAUAUAUUCCCUAUGGGAAGUGUUUGUCUUCUACUAAACAUCGUCUCCUCUCCACCUGCUCAAACCUGGAAGUCACUGCUGUUGUCCUGUUCCAUUUCUAUGAAUUUACAACCAAUGACAAUGGUUUUGUUCCCACCUUCAUCAUUCCUUUCUCUCUGUCCUCAGUUACAUUUUCCAAGUGUGUGAAUUAGCAUGUUGCUAGGAUUCAUUUUGCUUUUGGAGUUAUCUCUACUUCACUGCCAUUUAAUUCUAUUAAUAUUUGGAAAUGUCCCCCAGAUGCACUUCAGAUAAAUGAAGUUAUAUGAAGAUAUAUGAAGUCAUUUAGCAUUAAAAUACAAAAGGAUAGGCAAAAAACACAUUCAAUCAUAAUGUGCAGCUCCUUAAUUACAUCACCACAUAUUUCAAGAAACUGUACUGAAAGUUUGCCAUCCGUAUUUCCUGUAUAUGAGUGCACUUUAUUGUUAACCUUUAUAUACUGGAUAGAUAAUUGUGAUUAGUGUUCUCAUUAGGAGAUGAACAGUUGUAAUCCUUGGUGUAUUUCACAGAAAAAAAGAACAAAAUACUAAAUUUGUAGCACAAAAGGGAUUGCUGUAAAUAAAUGCCACAUCUGGCACUAAUCCAGCAUCCCUCAAACGCACUUCCUUGGAAACUCCAACAGCGCACAACUUAACUCUCACUUUCACCGUGUAUAUAAUGAAAAUAGAAAUGGUACAUGUUACCUGGAAAUGCAUAUAAAAUCAUUCUUUCUCAUGUGCCUAUAAUAUUUUUGUAGUACAAAAUUCAAUUGUAGAAACUCACCAUUACAUUGAUGAGAGAGGGCCUGUCGUGUAUGAUAGUUACACCACUUGGUGGUUUAUAAAUCUAGAUUAGAACAGCACAACUAAAUAUUGAGAAUGAGUAAAUUAAUUUUCUGCCUGCAAAUUAUAUUGGGUUGUACUCUCGGCAAAAACAAUUGAUUUGCAAGAGUUAGUAAGGAGAAGAAAAGUCAGGAGGGCCUCCUAAAACUGUUAGGGAUAUGGAUGCAUUGGCUGGGUAAUUUCCAGAGAGUACGUACAGCAUAGCAUUAAUUGACUAACCAGUACACUUUAAAGUGUUGAAUUAGUAUCGCACGGCAGAGAGUUCUCUACAAAAUUACUGGAAGGAUUGGAGUGAAAACAUAGCAUUUUCCUUAAUUCUGGUCUAAGCAAAUUGCACAAUCAGGGCCACACAUUGACUUAUAUUCCGAAUAAAUCCUGAACAUGUCUAUCCGAAUCAAUCUGGUUCUCAAAAUCUCUUUGCAGCCCUUUAUUAAUGAAAGAUGGAGCAACAGUAAGAUAAUUUGGAGUUAAGUUGUGUUGGCUGAACGUUUCCUUUAGCCUGCAGCUCUUAAGAUCACAGAAACUUGCUAACUUUUCAUUAUCACAGCAACUCUAUAUUUGAGUUGCCCAUAUCUCUAAAUAGUUUACAGUUAAGACAUAUGUGUGAUUCCUGAAGUGCAGAUCACCUUCUGGGUCUUGUGGUUUGUGCUGAAGAGAUAGUUGUUGUUUUAGCUGGAUCACCUUGGCUGGGUUUCCGCAAUUGUUCAAUUGCAUAACUUGCUGUCAGAAUGAUCAAUGCAAUGCCACUGCCAACAGAGCCAUGGGAAUAACCCCUCAACAGGUAACUGAAACAACAUUUUAGAACUAAAAUUAUACUCUCUGGCCUAUUUGCAAAAUGUUCAAUACUGUGUGAUUUUAUUAUUUACUUUUCAAUUUAUGAUGUUUGAUAUUAAAGUUAUUGAUAGCUCCUGAUGUAAACAGUAACACUCACCCUCAGCACCCUAAUAAUAUGAGCAUCUUACUCUAGUGAUGUUUUGAAGCACUCUCUCUAAAUGUGGCAAAUUAUGAGACAUUAAUGCUUUAUCAUCUUGGUUUCAAAGAUGCAAGUAUACCAUUCCCAAAUUAAAUUAAGAACACAUACUGUAUAUUUAUUGGCCAUGUAGUACCUUGGUGCAUGGAUAAGUGAAGGUUGCAAAAUCAAUGCUGUGUAAACCAACAAAAGUUGUCUUAAAUAUGUUAGUGAAUCACCAUGGAGAUACUGGUUAAAUCAUGUAAUGUGCAGUGUCGAAAAGCUGCAUAAAACAUUCAGGAAUCUACUAUUUAAAAAGUGCCAUGAUUUGAAAAUGUAAUUUAGUGAUUACAUAUCUACAUAUAUCUUACUGAUCUGUUGCUUCUGUCUCUAGUGAUCCCAAAGUCCAGUGUCUAAACUGGCUUAUUUUCCCACAUGUAUCAUAGUUAAGGGAGGAAAUUAAAAUAUUGGGGCAAGGUGCAAUAUAUAGUUCAUGAACAUCAAUUGUCAGACCUUCACCAGAAAUAUCAUAUUGAAAAUAGCCCUGUGCAUUUUCACAACGUUGUUUGUCAUAAUUGUACAUUCAAGCUUUCAUUCUGACUUUAAGUGAACUUGUGUAUAUUUGCAGUUAAAAUUAUCAACCUUAAUGGUAUUGACACUCCAGUAGAUAGCACAUUUAUGACUCAGAACUGUCUGAUCUUUAUGUGAUUUGCUCAGAACAGUACAACGUGUAACAGGAAUUAAUGUUCCUUCCUAAUGAGGAGUGCAAUGUUAUUUUUUAUUAUUGUUGAGUAAAUGAGAUGCAGAAUCAGCUGCGGCAGGGAUGCAUGUCGGUACUUCUUUUCCUUCCUUGAAAAAGAUAUAACAAAAUACUAACCAUUUGAAUGUAAUUGCAGAAAAUUAUAUUGCACCAUGUGUCACUUCUGUGUUGAUUCAUGGGUUCCUUUAUUUUUGCUGUACUUUAAUAAUGCACCAAGAAGGCAUUUUUACACAGUGAGGCACCAGCUGGGGAGCUGUGUAAAAAAAAAAAUUUCUCUCGUGUCUCUCCCUCUCUGUCCACACCACCCUCAUUCUCUCUCCCUCUCUCUUUCGAUGUAAAGGAUUUUUCUCUGUAUAUUAUAAACUGCAUGUUUUGUUCCAGUUACUGAUUAAUAAUUACAAGAGGUUGUGAUAUUGUAUCCAGGUCGUCCUGGGCUGCGGCCCUUUCCAUAUUUUGGAUGGAGAUUUCUCUUUGCUGUAUUGCUUGCUGAGCAGAGUAAUAUUGUCUGUACAUGUGGGCUGUGAGUUAGUGCAAAAACAAAACAAAAAAAAUAAACGAAUGCUUCUGUUUUUAUUUUUCAUUUACAGAUUGUGAUCUGUACAAUUUACUGUAUGGAAAUACUGUACCUAUUUAUAAAUGGUUAAGACUUCAAAUUAAAUGAAACGCCACAGCCCAA